Molecule: messenger RNA, 1109 nt
Organism: Aspergillus japonicus CBS 114.51
Lineage: Eukaryota; Fungi; Ascomycota; Eurotiomycetes; Eurotiales; Aspergillaceae
Exons: 2
Coding region: 1-711 (236 amino acids)
Source: RefSeq, a predicted model, not a curated record
AUGCCAAUCGCGCCAAGGGUGAGGGGUAUCAAGCCCUUGAGGCCGGUGUUGCAGACCGUUCCUGUCGAUCGUCGAAUUGGGGAGGAGAAUUCCACUGACCCCUACACUCUCUACCCCGUGACCACCAAUAUCACCAUCCCGGAGAUCGCCGCGCGCACCAACCGCAGCCUCUGCGACAUUGCGCGCCACAACCUGAUGGCCGACCCCCUGAUCCCACCCAACAUCGGGCAGACCAUCGUGAUCCCGCCGCUCAGCUGCGCCUCCUCCCCGCCGGACAACGAGUCCUGCCUGAUCCCCAACACCACGCGCACCGCGCUGUGCAUCAACGGCGGGCCGCGCCUCUACUAUACCGUCCACGGCGACACCUACGACAUCAUCGCGCGGCGGCUGAACAUCUCCACCGCCGCACUGAUGGGCAACACCUCCACCUCCACCGCCGAGACGUCGUCCGCCGACGCCCUGCUGGAGGUCGGGCAGUUCAUCAAGGUGCCCCUGUGCGAGCCCAGCCAGUGCUCCAUCAAGCCGUUCACGCUCGAAUACGGCGUGUACAAGGACCUGGCGGACGAGUAUGGCACCACCGUGGGCCAGAUCAUGAUGCUGAGUCCGACGUACAACUACAGUACCUCGUUGAUGACCGGGAACACGCGGCCGACGCUGGAUCUGCCGUUCAAUUGUUCGGUUACCGGGGAUGAUGUGGUGGUUGUUGACUAGAGGUUGUUGGGGGAGUAGGUAGUUGUGUGAGUACUCUGGAAGGGAUCGGUGCCCUGGACUACUUAUAUUCAAGUACAUAUUAGUGUUGUGAGAUGUAAUUAAACCUUGGUGGUUUUGAUUGUGUAUGCCGGCUUCCUCUUUGAGGAUGCCAAUGUGUACUCUAGUAGGGAGAUUCAUCCCUGCUGAUAAUUAUCUUGGGACUCAGAAGGUCAUGUGGCAUCAAUGAUAAUCAUUGGCUACAAGUUAACGAAGAUAGGAUACUAGAUAGUUCAUUCGAGUGGGUUGCAAAACCACCAUGGGCAGUUGGAGACAGCGGGAGGAGCUCCCGGGGAGGAGCUCUUGCUAUCUUUCGGUGGAUUCUUGGCAUUGAACACAGCAUCAAGACACAACCAUCAUAG